GCAUAUCCAAACCAUCUUGUGCCAAAAGUCACCAAAACGGUACCGUUUACUCCUCACAAGACUUCCACAAACCCCCGUUCCAUUGCAAACUGAUAUUAUUCAGAUGAAAAGAAAAUAAGUACAACAAAAUGGUGCUUAACCCCCCCUACAAAUUUCUUGGCCCAUAAUUUUCAUUUCUAAAGAUACCCAGUUUGUUAGUUUAGUCCCUUUACUUGUCAUAUUUGUCAAAGUUAGUCCUAAUACUAAAAUGCAAGUAUCCAGGUUUCUCUUGAACUCAAUCAAGGAUCCAUGUAAAAGGUUUACCCCACCUAAGUGCUUCCAUUCAGUCAGCUGCAUGAGAUCUGCUAGAAAGACUAAUGAUCAGCCUUUAUUAACUGGACCAUCCCCAAGGACCCCAACAUCAAAAUCUUGGAAAUCUUAUAUAUUACCUGGAGCUGUUUUGGGAGGAUUUGGUGGACUGAUCCUUUUUCUUCAUUAUAAUGAUGAAAGGAGAGCAAUUCCAAAAGGUCAAGGUGAGAAAUUUGAAAGAAGUGCAAACCAAGGGCCAAUCAUUGGCGGCCCAUUCAGCUUGGUUGAUACAGAAGGUCAUUUGGUGACAGAGCGCAACUUGCUGGGAAACUGGGUUCUUCUCUACUUUGGUUAUACUUCAUCUCCUGAUGUUGGUCCAGCAGAAGUCCAAAAGAUGGCCAAAACUAUUGAUAUUCUAGAGUCAAAACAGGAUCAAAAGAUUCUCCCAGUAUUUGUCACAAUUGAUCCUCAACGCGACACACCUUCGCACCUUCGAGCUUAUCUUAAAGAGUUUGACCCAAGAAUAAUGGGAUUAACUGGACCAGUUGCUGCUGUUAGACAGAUGACACAGGAAUACCGAGUUUACUUUAAGAAGGUUGAUGAAGAAGGAGAUGAUUAUCUGGUAGAAUCUUCCCACAACAUGUAUCUGGUGAAUCCGAAAAUGGAAGUAGUUAGAUGCUUUGGUGUGGAAUACAGUGGGGAGGAACUGGCCGAUGCAAUAGUUAAGGAGCUAAAGAAACCCGAGACAUAGCAAUAUUCGGGGUGGAGUUGGCAGAGUGGAGCCAGACGUUCAAUUUUUGCCUAUUGUCGUGGAGAUUUAAAGACGUUUUGCAGCAGCUGAGUUCGUCGAGGUGGGCUAGUUGUCUCUCAACAAUUUAGUAGUUCACAAAAAAAAAUUAACAGAAAUUUCUCUGAUGCUUUGCUGGAAAAAACUAGCCAUAUCUUCAGAUAAAUAAAAGCAAACUGGAUUGAUACUUUGUGCCACCUCUUUUCUUUUCUGGGCUAAAUGAAUUUGGACCUGGUCGAUUGGUAAUGAAAAGUAGGUGGUUGUUUGGUUGCCUAGCAAAAGUUUCAUUCUAUAGUUAGUUGAGAACAGACAGAGUCAAGUUUGAAAACAUUUACUGAAUAGGACUUUGAUGUUGCCAACUGGUAACUUCUUGAA
Messenger RNA from Lycium barbarum (goji berry), 1450 nucleotides. RefSeq names its product protein SCO1 homolog 2, mitochondrial. The record is from RefSeq and is a predicted model, not a curated record. Gene Ontology annotation, biological process: mitochondrial respiratory chain complex IV assembly. Lineage: Eukaryota; Viridiplantae; Streptophyta; Magnoliopsida; Solanales; Solanaceae. The transcript has 8 exons. The coding region runs from base 248 to 1039 and encodes 263 amino acids.